UUGGCCUUCAGUUUGCUGAAAUAUUUUAUGCAGGGAAUUCUGGAGUUUAUUGCAUCCCGGGAGAGUGGUGUAACUACGCAAGAAAUACAACAGGAAUUUAAAGAUAUGAGUCUCCAGGAUAUUGUAGUAGAGAUAAAUGCCUUACAUGCAGAUUCAUUAAUCGACUUAUUUAAGACUAAGUCUGGCAUAGUUUACAGAAGAAACACAGAACCACAGUCAUUUAGUGCCCCAGAAGAGAAGAUUAUAUACUUACUAAUAAAGGAGUCAGGUGUAGAUGGAAUCUGGAUAAAGGAUAUACGAAGUAAAAGUGGUUUACACCAGAAUUUAGUCACAAAGAUCCUUAAAACACUUGAGCAAAGAGUGCUUAUUAAGGCAGUCAAGUCAAUCAAGCAAAAUAGAAAGGUCUACAUGCUGUAUGACGCAGUUCCAUCAGAUGACUUAGGGGAUGGUCCAUGGUUUACACAAGAUGCAGAAUUAGACGUAGGCUUUGUAGAGGCAAUAAAGGGAGUAGCACAUGAGUGGAUAGUCAACAGUAUAGGUAGAGAUAUGCCUGCAUAUGAAGAUCUCCCUGGGAUAAAGGAGGUUCAUGCGUUCUUAAUGAGAGCAGAGAUAUCUUCAGUUCAUUUGUCUUUGGAAGACGUAAAGAGAAUAUUAGACAUACUCGUAUACGAAAGAAAAAUAAUUCAGUUAGACCAAAGAUUCUAUAUAGUAAAAAGUAUCUAG
Messenger RNA from Nematocida ausubeli, 723 nucleotides. RefSeq lists its product as uncharacterized. Gene Ontology annotation, biological process: transcription by RNA polymerase III. Gene Ontology annotation, cellular component: RNA polymerase III complex. The transcript has a single exon. NCBI's taxonomy places the organism in Eukaryota, Fungi, Microsporidia. The record is from RefSeq and is a predicted model, not a curated record.